Molecule: messenger RNA, 4474 nt
Organism: Episyrphus balteatus (marmalade hoverfly)
Lineage: Eukaryota; Metazoa; Arthropoda; Insecta; Diptera; Syrphidae
Gene: PCB
Product: pyruvate carboxylase, mitochondrial
Exons: 10
Coding region: 491-4081 (1196 amino acids)
Biological process (GO): pyruvate metabolic process; gluconeogenesis
Cellular component (GO): cytoplasm
Molecular function (GO): ATP binding; metal ion binding; pyruvate carboxylase activity
Source: RefSeq, a predicted model, not a curated record
ACUUUGCAAACUUCUUUUUCCUCAGUCGGGUGUGAAACUUUGGUGUGAACGGGUUUAGUGUGCACAUUUAUUCCACAUUUUUGUAAUUCUCAUUCAAUACGAAUAUCUUCAACUUAUUAUUUUUAUAAGUGUGCUAGAAAAAAAAUUAUAUUGAUAGAAAAACAAAUACUAUCAUUGAAGCGAAUAAAAAGUCGCGAUAGUGAAUCGAGAGAAGCCUUGCGAACCGAGAUAACAGUUUUUUUCUUAUUUUAUUUGUCCCUAUAUUAUUUGCACUAAAUUAUUUCCUAAAUUUAUGCAUUUAGCUGCACCUUUUGAUCAAUAAAAAAAAUCUAUAUCUUUUACGAAACAAAAAAAAAAUAUAUCUGGAGUACGGUGUCCUAAUUUUUUGUUUUUCUUUAUUUUUGUGAAGUGCAAAACCCUACUGUCUGUACAUCAAGUAAAUUACCGUUGUGAUUUAUUGGAGAAUUAACAAACACACUCAACACUCAAAAUGUUUCUACCCGUAGCACAAAACGCUUUUCAGACACUGAGGAGAUCACCACGCGUCCGCGUUUGGCUUAUCAACAAAAAUGGCUUCUCCAGUCAGGUUGAAUACAAACCAAUUCGUUCGGUUUUGGUUGCCAAUCGUGGUGAAAUUGCCAUUCGUGUCUUCCGUGCCUGUACAGAAUUGGGCAUCAAAUCGGUGGCCAUCUAUUCCGAACAAGACAAAAUGCAUAUGCACAGACAAAAAGCCGAUGAAUCAUACAUUGUCGGCAAAGGUCUGCCACCAGUAGAAGCCUAUCUCAACAUUCCAGAAAUAAUCCGCGUGUGCAAAGAAAACGAUGUCGAUGCUGUGCAUCCUGGAUAUGGUUUUCUUUCCGAACGUAGUGACUUUGCUCAAUCUGUGAUUGAUGCUGGUCUUCGUUUUAUUGGUCCAUCACCAAAGGUGGUCCAACAGAUGGGUGAUAAGGUUGCAGCUCGUGUAGCUGCUAUCGAGGCUGGUGUGCCAAUCGUUCCUGGUACUGAUGGUCCAGUUACAACAAAAGAAGAAGCUUUGGAAUUUUGUAAGAAACACGGACUUCCUGUGAUCUUUAAGGCAGCUUAUGGUGGUGGAGGUCGUGGUAUGAGAGUUGUACGUAAAAUGGAUGAAGUUGAAGAAAUGUUCCAGCGUGCAAGUUCUGAAGCUAAGGCUGCUUUUGGUAAUGGAGCUAUGUUUAUUGAGAAGUUUAUUGAACGACCACGUCACAUUGAGGUGCAAUUGCUCGGUGACAAGGCUGGAAAUGUUGUUCAUUUGUAUGAACGUGAUUGUUCAGUGCAACGUCGUCAUCAAAAGGUUGUUGAAAUUGCUCCAGCACCAAGACUUCCUGUAGAAGUUCGUAAUAAAAUGACUGAUGCAGCUGUUCGUUUGGCUAAGCACGUUGGCUAUGAAAAUGCUGGAACUGUGGAGUUCUUAUGCGACGAAACUGGUAACUUCUACUUCAUUGAAGUGAAUGCUAGAUUACAAGUCGAGCACACAGUGACUGAAGAAAUCACAGGAAUCGAUUUGGUGCAAUCUCAAAUUCGAGUUGCCGAAGGCAUGACUCUUCCCGAACUCGGUUAUACCCAGGAAAAUAUCAAACCCCGUGGAUAUGCUAUCCAAUGUCGUGUCACUACUGAGGAUCCUGCCAAUGACUUCCAGCCCAGCACUGGUCGCCUUGAAGUCUUCCGUUCCGGUGAGGGUAUGGGUAUCCGAUUGGAUUCUGCAUCUGCUUUCGCUGGUGCCAUCAUCUCACCCUACUACGAUUCUCUCCUUGUAAAGGUCAUUUCACAUGCAUCAGACCUUCAAAGUUCCGCAUCAAAGAUGAACCGUGCUCUUCGUGAAUUCCGUAUCCGUGGAGUCAAAACUAACAUCCCAUUCCUUUUGAAUGUGCUGGAAAAUCAAAAAUUCCUCCACGGUGUCCUCGAUACCUACUUCAUUGAUGAACAUCCAGAGCUCUUCAAAUUCCGUGUUUCACACAAUCGUGCUCAAAAACUUCUCAACUAUGUUGGAGAGGUUUUGGUCAAUGGUCCACAAACCCCAUUGGCAACAUCCCUGAAGCCUGCAAAUGUCGAUCCCCAUGUACCAACUGUCCCACUUGACUUAUCGCCAGAAGCACUUGAAAAAGAAGAACGUGGUGAGGGUAAAGUAACAGAACCACCAAAAGGUCUUCGGGAUAUUCUCAAAUCUCAAGGACCCGAAGCCUUUGCCAAAGAAGUCCGCUCACGUAAAAACUUACUUUUGAUGGACACAACUUUCCGUGAUGCUCAUCAAUCGCUAUUGGCAACACGUGUGCGUUCCCAUGAUCUUUUGAAGAUCUCACCUUAUGUUGCACACAAAUUUAAUAAUUUGUAUGCUUUGGAGAAUUGGGGUGGUGCCACUUUUGAUGUUGCCCUACGUUUCUUACACGAAUGCCCAUGGGAACGUUUGGAAGAUAUGCGCAAGCAAAUUCCUAAUAUUCCCUUCCAGAUGUUGCUGAGAGGUGCCAAUGCUGUUGGAUAUACAAAUUAUCCCGACAAUGUUGUCUUCAAGUUCUGUGAACUUGCUGUCCAAACUGGUAUGGACAUUUUCCGAGUAUUCGACUCUCUUAACUACUUGCCAAAUUUGAUUUUGGGAAUGGAAGCAGCUGGUAAGGCUGGUGGUGUUGUCGAAGCUGCUAUUUCAUACAGUGGAGAUGUCAGUGAUCCAACCAAAACAAAGUAUGACCUUAAGUACUACACAAAUCUUGCUGAUGAACUUGUGAAAGCUGGAACCCAUGUGCUGUCAAUCAAGGAUAUGGCUGGACUUCUUAAGCCUGCUGCAGCUAAAUUACUGAUCACCGCUAUUCGUGACCGUCAUCCUGAUAUCCCAAUUCACAUCCACACCCACGAUACCUCAGGAGCUGGUGUAGCUUCUAUGUUAGCAUGCGCCCAAGCUGGAGCCGAUGUUGUCGACGUCGCUGUCGAUUCCAUGUCCGGCAUGACCUCUCAACCCAGCAUGGGAGCUGUAGUAGCUUCCUUGCAAGGCACUCCAUUAGAUACCGGUAUGGAUCUUCGCGAUGUAUCUGAGUACUCAGCCUACUGGGAACAAACAAGAACCCUUUAUGCUCCAUUUGAAUGUACCACCACAAUGAAAUCUGGCAACGCAGACGUUUACUUGAACGAAAUUCCUGGUGGUCAAUAUACCAACCUUCAAUUCCAAGCUUAUUCUCUAGGUUUGGGUGACUUCUUCGAAGAUGUCAAGAAGGCCUACCGUGAGGCAAACUUAUUGUUGGGUGAUAUUAUUAAGGUCACACCUUCAUCCAAGGUUGUUGGUGAUCUUGCUCAGUUUAUGGUACAAAACAAGUUGAAUGCUGAACAACUGACCGAAAAGGCAGAGGAGCUUUCCUUCCCCAAGUCCGUGGUUGAAUUUCUACAGGGAGCUAUUGGUACACCCUACGGUGGUUUUCCAGAACCUCUACGUUCUCGUGUACUUAAAGACAUGCCACGUAUUGAAGGCCGUCCUGGAGAACAACUUGCUCCAUUGGACUUCAACAAGCUAAAGUCUGAGCUUAAAGAAUCUCAUCCAUUGAUCAAUGAUCGUGAUGUCAUGUCGGCAGCUCUCUAUCCCCAAGUCACAGCUGACUACCUUAACUUCCGAGAAGAUUUUGGACCAGUCGACAAAUUGAACACUAGGGUAUUCUUAACUGGACCAAAGGUCGGUGAAGAAUUCGAGGUUACCAUUGAGAAGGGUAAGACUUUGAGCGUUAAGACUUUGGCAAUGGCUGAAGAUCUUACGCCAAAUGGUGAACGCGAGGUGUUCUUCGAAAUGAACGGCCAAUUACGGUCAGUAUUCAUCCGUGACAAGGAAGCUGUUAAGGAACUCCACAUUCAUCCAAAGGCAAAUAAGGGCAACAAGAACGAAGUUGGAGCCCCAAUGCCUGGUACAGUAAUUGAUGUCCGUGUAAAGGAAGGCGACAAAGUUGAAAAGGGUCAACCAUUGGUUGUACUUUCCGCCAUGAAAAUGGAAAUGGUUGUCCAAGCACCCAAAGCCGGUACAGUUAAAAAGCUACACAUUGAAAAUAAUAUGAAACUCGAAGGUGACGAUCUCCUCGUAGUUAUAGAAUAAACUAAAAAACAUUUAGGGCAUAACCAUAAUAUUCCUUUUCACUCAUCUUGACUGUAGUUCCAGUGAGACUAAGCUUAGAUAAGUGUAUAUGUGAGUGUCUUUAAUUUAUACAAAAAAUUAGGAGAUCAAAAAAUAUACUAGGUAUACUUAACAAAAUUUAAAGAAAGAAAAAAACAAACCAAUUUUUAUACAAAAAAAAAGAAGAAGAAAUUUAUGGGACAUCCAGGGCUUAGAAUACGAUUGUAUAUAAUAUACUACUACAUAAUUAUUUUGUUUAAAUAAAAGAAAAAUUCUUAACGUAAACUUAACCGUCGAAAUACGCACAAAACUGCCACAAACAAAUUGUGUCUAUCAAUCGAAAGUUUAGAAAAGAAAAAAAAAAUAUAAAUAAAU